Motacilla alba alba is the source of this 1891-nucleotide messenger RNA. RefSeq names its product phospholipase A2 group VII (gene PLA2G7). Gene Ontology annotation, molecular function: 1-alkyl-2-acetylglycerophosphocholine esterase activity. The record is from RefSeq and is a predicted model, not a curated record. Bases 121 to 1737 code for a protein of 538 amino acids. Lineage: Eukaryota; Metazoa; Chordata; Aves; Passeriformes; Motacillidae. The transcript is spliced from 11 exons.
GUGACAUCGCACUGGGAGCCCCGCCCCGGGGGAGCCCGGCCGGGCGGCGGGGUACCGGGAGAAGGAUGGCUCCGCGUCUCCUUCUCCAAGGAGAAGGCGGCAGGUAGAGCCCAGCCCGGGAUGCGGCUGCUUUCCCCCGCGCUCUGCGCAUCGCCGGGGCCAGCCCGGCGCGGAGGGGUCGCCCCAGGUACGGCCACAGCGCCCCGACACCCGCUCCGGCACGGGCAGCCCGACCUUGUCUCGCCAGGGGCCGAGCCUGGGAUUCGUCAUUCCUGCUGGAAAAAUGGCAGCGGCGUUGUGUUUCUCCGUGACAUCCCACUCCCCCUGAUGCACAGGCCGGUUUUCCUUGAGGAGCAGCAGAAUCCUCCCUCUGUGCGGUUCGUAGCACCGCAGAUCUCCCGAGUGCCGGCGCGGCCUCGCCAGCCAAAGGUUUCAUCCCACUUUUCUGUAAGUGCCCGGUGCUGUCUGCUCCUUGGGAUUCAGGAUACAACAAGGAAUAUCCCCAGUAGAACAGGUUUGUCGGUGAAGGCACCAAUGGAAAUGUGGGGCACCAGCAGCACUGAGAAGUUUUACAGGAUCCCUGAAGGAAAGGGACCACACUCAGUUGGAUGUACAGAUCUGAUGACAGAAAAUGCAGUUGAGGGAAGCUUUUUGCGCCUCUAUUAUCCAGCUUAUGAUGCCACAGAUAUCGAAGAGGCACGAUGGAUUCCAGACAAAGAAUACUAUCAGGGACUCUCUGACUUCCUCAAUAUGUACCGAAUGGUAGGAGAAAGGCUUUUCCAUUACUAUGUUGGUUCAGUGACCUGUCCUGCAAAGUCAAAUGCUGCUUUUAAGCCGGGAGAAAAAUACCCACUUCUUGUUUUUUCCCAUGGACUUGGAGCUUUUCGGACAAUCUAUUCUGCUAUUUGCAUAGAGAUGGCUUCUCAGGGCUUUAUAGUGGCUGCUGUGGAGCACAGAGAUGAAUCUGCUUCAGCCACGUAUUAUUGUAAAAGAAGGUCCGUUUCUGAGUCACAGGAGGAGUCUCCGCCUAACAUGGAGAAGGAGUGGAUCUACUACAGGAAACUGAAAACUGGAGAGGAGGAGCGUUGCUUGCGCCAUAAGCAGGUGCAGCAAAGAGCACAGGAGUGUAUCAAAGCUCUCAAUCUCAUUCUUAAAAUCAAUUCAGGAGAGGAAGUAACGAAUGUAUUACAUUCAGACUUUGACUGGAACAGCCUAAAGGAUUCUGUUGAUACUAGCAGAAUAGCUGUGAUGGGACACUCUUUUGGUGGUGCUACAGUUAUUGAAAGUCUCAGCAAAGAAAUAAGAUUUAGGUGUGGCAUUGCCCUCGAUGUAUGGAUGCUUCCUGUAGGUGAUGACAUUUACCAAAACAGCGUCCAGCAACCGCUGCUUUUUAUCAACUCUGAAAAAUUCCAGUGGGCUGAGAACAUCUUAAAGAUUAAGAAGCUCAUCUCCAAUGACACAAACAAGAAGAUGAUCACUAUCAAGGGGUCAGUACAUCAGAGCUUUCCUGAUUUCACCUUUGUGAGUGGAGGAAUCAUUGCAAGAUUUUUCAAAUUAAAAGGAGAAAUAGAUCCAAAUGAAGCUAUUGAUAUCAGCAAUCAUGCUUCAUUAGCCUUCCUACAGAAACAUCUGAGUCUUAAGAAGGAUUUUGAUCGGUGGGAUUCUCUUGUGGAUGGCAUAGGACCCAAUGUUAUUCCUGGAACCAAUAUUGACACAUCUCCAGCUGAACCUGAGUAAGGAAUACAAAGAAGGACUGAAAAUGCCAUGGACAUCAGGACACUAAUAUUUGUCAGACAUUGCUGAGACAUGUGGUGGCAUUAAACACCUACAAAGCUUUUGGGGUGUGGAACAAAAAAAAAAAAAAACAAACAAACAAAAGGGCAAAGCAUUA